Staurois parvus is the source of this 340-nucleotide messenger RNA. Lineage: Eukaryota; Metazoa; Chordata; Amphibia; Anura; Ranidae. The record is from the annotation of a GenBank genome assembly.
AGGGCAGAGGUAGGGGUCACUCAGCAGGGCAGAGUGAUACAGGGGUCACUGCAGCAGGGCAGAGUGACGGGGUCACUGCAGGGGGUGGCAGGGGGCAGGGUACACUGCAUGGGCAGCAGGGCAGAGGACAGGGGUCGCUGCUGGCAGGGCAGAGGACAGGGGUCACUGCUGGCAGGGCAGAGGACAGGGAUCACUGCUGGCAGGGCAGAGGACAGGGAUCGCUGCUGGCAGGGCAGAGGACAGGGUCACUGCUGGCAGGGCAGAGGACAGGGGUCACUGCUGGCAGGGCAGAGUAGAGGACAGGGGUCACUGCUGGCAGGGUAGAGGACAGGGGUCACUG